This is a messenger RNA of Iphiclides podalirius (scarce swallowtail), 1290 nucleotides long. NCBI's taxonomy places the organism in Eukaryota, Metazoa, Arthropoda, Insecta, Lepidoptera, Papilionidae. The record is from the annotation of a GenBank genome assembly.
AUGAAGGCAGAUAUCUUCCUUAUCACCGCCGUAUGCUCCUUGUUUGCUGUGAUCGUUGCCAGGAAGAACGAUGUCUAUAACGGAUACACAGUAUACGGUGUCAAGGUCAUGAACCGAGCUGACCAAGAAAUCCUGAACGAAUUGAUGCUCUCUUUGGACAUCGACCUUUGGACACAAGGCACGCCAGGGGCUCGCGACGCUCUUGCCAUGGUCUCUCCGCAAAAUCGACUUCAGUUCCUGCACGAAUUGGAAAUAAACGGGCUGUCACAUUAUCUUCACAUUGAUGACGUUGCAAGAACCUUAGACGAGCAUGACGUGGAAGUAGCAGAGUGGCAAAGGAGCAGACGGCAAAGAAUCGUACCGUUUGAAGACUACCCCCGGUACGCCGAGGUUAAUGCUUAUUUAGAGCGAAUAGCGUCCCAGUAUCCAGAUAUCGUUACCCUGGUAAAUUCAGGACCAAGUUUUGAAGGACGCGCAGUCAAAUAUUUAAAGAUCUCAACAUCAAACUUCACGGACGCAUCGAAGCCGGUUUACUUCAUGAACGCGAUGUUGCACGCCCGAGAAUGGGUCACGACGCCGGUGGCCCUCUACUCCAUCCACAGGCUGGUCGAGGACCUCAGAUCCGAAGAUUCGGACCUCCUGCGGAACAUCGACUGGGUCAUAAUGCCGCUGGUGAACCCCGACGGAUACGAGUACUCGCAUACAGACGUACGCCUGUGGAGACGCACGCGCUCCUUCAACCCGUCGGUGAGCACCACCUGCUACGGCGUAGACGCCAACCGGAACUUCAACGUGUCGCACAACACCAUCGGCGUGUCGGCCGACCCCUGCUCCGACGUGUAUCCGGGUCCGGUGCCCUUCUCCGAACCGGAAUCGCGCUACGUGGACGCCGUGCUGCGGGAGUUCUCAGGCCGCAUCCAGAUCUACAUGGACAUUCACAGCCACGGAAACUACGUGCUCUACGGAUACGGGGACACCAGCCUGCCGCCCAACGCGGUCGAUCUGCACCAAGUCGGCGCCGUCAUGGGCGCCGUAAUGGACACAACGAAGCUGCCGGAAGCCAAUUACUAUUUGGUCGGAAACAGCGCUCUCGUGCUCUACGGGUCGUCCGGCAGUGCUCAGGACUACGGACAACACGUGGGCGUCCCCUUUUCAUACACCCUCGAGCUGCCAGGCUAUGGGUUCGCCUUCCUGGUGCCACCGCGGUACAUUCCGCACAUUAACGAGGAGACUUGGCGCGGCAUUGCAGCCACCGCAAGGCUUUCACUCCUCUACUAUCAAGCACGCCGA